Messenger RNA from Austrofundulus limnaeus, 3856 nucleotides. RefSeq names its product sorting nexin 29 (gene snx29). Bases 568 to 3075 code for a protein of 835 amino acids. The record is from RefSeq and is a predicted model, not a curated record. Gene Ontology annotation, molecular function: phosphatidylinositol binding. The transcript is spliced from 21 exons. Lineage: Eukaryota; Metazoa; Chordata; Actinopteri; Cyprinodontiformes; Rivulidae.
AAAUACUUUUUCAGUUAUAAUACUUGUUUUGUUUUAGAAAAAAAAUCMGAUAAAUUUCUGUGUUUUUUGUUUUAGGACUACAACUCCCAGAGGCGCAUGCUCGUCAUGUGACAGCUGUGUUGUUUGGUCACGUGACCCAGCCACUGACAUGUCAGCGCURCGUUUCCUUUUUUCCGCGGUGUCACAGGCUACAAAGCAAAGCAACUAGUAACUUUUCAUUUCUGUGGCAGACGACCCACUGCACUUUAGACAGGCGAUUAAAAACAARCCAAAUUGACAUUCCGGCUUGUUUUCAUUGUAGUUUCUGUGUGUAUUUGACUGAAUUCAUGACAGACAGUGGKAGCCCCAGCGGCUCCCCGGCAGGCCUCGCUGUUCACCGACAGAGCAUCAGUCCUCACGCCGCUGUUGGGCGCACCCUGCUCGGCCACAGCAGCGGCAUGGAGCCGGCGCGUCGCUAGCCUCUUGCUUUCUGUUUCUGAGAGGGAGGAAUAAAACACAGCGAGAGAUGAAUGGUUUCGGAGAAGAAUUGUUUAGUUUGGUUGUUGCUGUUGGAGUUUGGAUGUCAGAAUGAACGGGACUUCUCAGAGUGAUGCAAAGAGACAGCACCUCCUAGAACGGCUGCUGGAUGCUGUUAAACAGUGCCAAAUCCGCUUUGGAGGACGAAAGGAGAUCGCUACAGACUCGGACAGCAGGGUGAUCUGCCUGUGUGCCCAGUUUGAGGCGGUGCUGCAGCACGGCCUGAGGAAGAGCAAGGGUCUGGCCCUCACCGCUGCUGCUCUCAAGCAGGCUGCAGGCUUCAGCAGCAAGGCAGAAGCAGAGCUGACUUUUUGGUUCUACGUGAAGGAGCACCUGAACCGCCACGAGCUGCAGCGUUUCUAUUCCCUGCGACACAUCUCCUCGGAGCUGGGCCGGGGUCGGGCCUGGCUGCGCUGCGCCCUCAACGAGCACUCGCUGGAGCGCUACCUGCACACGCUGCUGGCAGACCGGCCACGUCUGGGAACUUUCUAUGAAGACUGGGCUUUUGUUCUGGAUGAAGAGCGGGCGAGUAUGCUCCCCACCAUGGCUGCAGGUUUGAACUCCAUUCUGUUUGCCAUCAACAUCGACAACAGCGACUUGAACGGUGGGUUAAUGCGAGCGGGCUCCUCGGUGUCCCACCUCCUCAAGGAGUCAACACAGGGCAUCGGCAGCCUUCUGAAGGAGUCCACUCAGGGAGUGAGCAGCCUCCUGCGAGAGAUCAGCACUUCCACGGCUGUGGUGCCCGGCUUCAGCCCGAGAGUGGACGGAGCCUCUGACCCGCUGCCCGUCCUGCCCCGCAGCACCUCUGCUGACUCAGGGCUGAGGAAAGAGCGGCGCAGGAAGAAGAAGAUCACCAACAUCAUUUCCUUCGACGACGAUCUGGACUGCGGGGCUGAGGACGAGGAGGAGGGAGAGGAGGACUCUCACAAGGCGAGGGCGAUGAGGACGAGUCGCGCCGCUCCAGCUCAGAGCAGCGUGGAGGAAGGCGUAGACCCUCUGGGGCCCACCCUCUCCGGGUCCCCAGCUCAGAACGGCUUGGAAGAGCCGAGUGUAGUCAACUGGGUGGGCUCGCCACACCCGUGCCGCACGGCUCCCACAGCUGCACCCCCUUUGCCUGACAGUAAGAGCGUGGACAAUGAGGAUGAGGAGGAGGAAGAGGAGGAGAUGUACAAACCCAGAACACAAACACAGGAGGAGGAGACAAUCCCCACUGAUCAGAUGGUGGUGGGCAGUCUGUCCAGUGUGUCCACGUGGAGUCCUCUGCAGCCCAUGGUUAACCAGAGCAGCUCAGACAUCCUGAUUCCUGUGAAUCCUGCAGAUCCUCAGACAGCGAGCUCCGUGGAGGACGCGGCUGUGUUUCCUGUUCAGUGUGACUCGACAGAAUCGGUGGAAAWUUGUGAGAGCAGCAGAUCGCAGCUCGCUUUCAAUAUGGAGUCCAGUCCACCAGUGCUCUCUACUCCACUCUCCACUAUGUUGCCAACAUCCAGUUUACCAGAGUCCARGACAGUGGUGGAGCUGCGUCAGGCCAUUGUUGCCAUGAUGAACAGGAAGGACGAGCUGGAGGAACAAAACACGUCUCUUCGCAGUCUGUUGGAUGGAGAGAUGGAGCACUCGGCAGGCCUGAGGCAGGAAACCGAUUUAUUGAAGAAGAAGCUGGCAGAGCUGGAAGAACGACACACAGGCAAAGUGCAAGCGCUGGCUAGGGAAAAUGAAGUCCUGAAGGUCCAGUUGAAGAAGUAUGUGGGUGCAGUGCAGAUGCUGAAAAGAGAGGGUAGCCAGGACAAUGAUGGCUUGUCUGUGUUGCGGUCAAAUGAAGACCAAGCCCCCGUCCUGCAGAAUAAAUCAAUGGGUGACAUUGAGGAGUUGGCGGCCAGCUAUGAGCGCAAACUUAUUGAGGUGGCUGAAAUGCACGGUGAGUUGAUAGAAUUUAAUGAGCGCCUCUACCGUUCCCUUAUGGCCAAAGACCACCUCAUUGUUCAGAUGAGACAGGAACUCAUUGACCUCAGAGGACCGGUUCCAGGUGAUUUAAGCCAGACGUCAGAUGAUCCCAGUCUGUCAGAUUUUGAAACGGCUCAUCGUGCUCUCAUCAAUGUGUGGAUCCCCUCUGUGUUCCUGCAGGGCAGAGCUGCGAACGCCUACCACGUCUAUCAGGUAUACAUCCGCAUCCUGGAUAAUGAGUGGAACGUGUACAGACGCUACGCCGAGUUCAGGGAGCUUCACAACCACUUGAGAACCAGGUUUCCACAAGUCGACGCCUUUGUCUUUCCACCUAAAAAAGCUAUUGGAAACAAGGAUGCCAAGUUUGUGGAGGAAAGGAGGAAACAACUGCAGGGCUACCUUCGCAUGGUGAUGAACAAACUGAUCCAGACYCUGCCAGAGUUCACAGCCCACCCCACCAAGGAGACCCUGCUGUCUCUGCUGCCUUUCUGUCAAGACACACCACAGGCAAAUGAAGGUGGAAGCAAAACGCCUCGAUCCAGAACUUCAUCCCGCUUCCCCAGACUGGGCCGCAGCCGCACCCAGGAUGCCAGACCUGAACCUCAGAGCGGUGACCUUUGAGGUACUGAGUUACAACUGUGGAAAAACACAAUGUUUUGUCGUCUCUGGACUGUGACACGCACUCUCGCUGGGCGCGAGGACAUGUGGGGCAUUAAAUGGACCUUAAACGCGUCGAUGAAAAGCCUCAGUCAAGAGGUGGAGACGGAUGUGGGCCACUUUCGUGCGCUGGCUUGUCGGAUAGACUCCGGCUAAAACCACCUGCUAAUGCAGCACCUCUUACCUCAAUGUGAGACCAAAAGACUCCCUGGAAACUGCACAUGAAUYAACACGAACUGCUCUUAGUAAUCUCAAACACUCAGUAAAAACAAGGCAAUUUUUUUUCUUAAAGCUGCUUAGUUUUGUAGUAAAAUUGCAUCAUUGUCUCGGUGCCUCCAGUGUUUUCCAGCUGCUUUCCUGAUCCAAGCUGGAAGGGAAGGGUGUGCAGAGGUGAAGCAGGGGGAAACUCAAGACCUAUCUUGGAAAGAUGAGCAAUGUUUUUCAGUUUUUAUGUCAGCAUUCUAGUGCCACAUUUUAGACAAUGAUUCAAUCAACGCACCACCAUGCUGCGGGCUUUUCUUUUUCCUGCCUAUAUCAUGCUGUUAUAGCUUUUAUAAGAAGAAAAACAUGCUGUAACAUACUUUAUCGUCAUCACGGAAACUUGUCAUUUUUAAAAAUCUACUUUAAAUUACACAAUAUGGAAGAYCUUGUAAUGGACUGCUAACCUGUUAGCACUUUGACUCUUGGAUCCAGCUUAAAAAAGAUGAAGCAGAUAAAGAAUGUAGGAAUGAUUUAAUCAAAAAUA